AUGUCUGUCGAGGAACUGGAGAUCGACGAGUACGCUUGUCUUGGGAGCGAUGCUCGGUCGCCUGGACAGGUCGGAGAGUUGGACGGAUCUGAUUUCUGCGUUUCCACUGCCGGUUUAUAUACCGAUCCUUUGCAAAAAUCUAUUGAGAUUACCGAAUUAAUGAGUGAAAAAGACAAUAAUAAUAAUAAUGCAUUUUUAUCAAGGGAUAUCGCCAAUUGCGUAUCAAAAAAACUCGACAACCUUGGUGAGAGUAACGGCAAAAAUGUCUGUAAUGACAAUGAGAAUGGCAGCGAAAAUGUUGAUGAACAUGAUGGCGAAAAUAACGGCGAAAAUGAUGAGAAUAAUGACGAUGAGAAUAACGGCGAGAAUAACUGUAAUAAUGAUGAAGAAAAUUAUGAAUAUACGGAAGAAAUUUUGUUCAUGGAGCUUUCUGAUGUUUAA
Molecule: messenger RNA, 441 nt
Organism: Solenopsis invicta (red fire ant)
Lineage: Eukaryota; Metazoa; Arthropoda; Insecta; Hymenoptera; Formicidae
Exons: 2
Coding region: 1-441 (146 amino acids)
Source: RefSeq, a predicted model, not a curated record